This is a messenger RNA of Zophobas morio, 2018 nucleotides long. Its product is annotated as glucose dehydrogenase [FAD, quinone]-like. The record is from RefSeq and is a predicted model, not a curated record. The coding region runs from base 113 to 1996 and encodes 627 amino acids. Gene Ontology annotation, molecular function: flavin adenine dinucleotide binding; oxidoreductase activity, acting on CH-OH group of donors. Lineage: Eukaryota; Metazoa; Arthropoda; Insecta; Coleoptera; Tenebrionidae. The transcript has 4 exons.
GAACAAACAGAUUUUUAUUUUUUGAGUUUAUCAGUGGUGAGUGGUUCGGUUUAAGCUCAUUACUUGUAAAUAAGCCAACAAAAAAAUAUGUGGUCGUAGGAAAAUCGCCAUUAUGUUCGGAAGGUGCAAGUCAAGCACACCUAACAUGAAACUUGUGAUUCUUUUUUCGUUGUAUACCAUCUCCUUGUCACAAAACUACGACGAAGAGAGAGUCGACUAUCUAGCAAAUUUGUUCAAUGAAGCAAACAAGAAAGCCGAUUCUUACGUGUGGCCCACAAACGCUGAAAAAUUCCGUGGAUCCGGACCACGCAAAAAAUAUGGAAGCUACGACUUCGUCGUCAUCGGGGCUGGUGCUGGCGGAUCCGUCGUCGCACAACGACUGUCAGAAAUACAAAACUGGAACGUGUUACUACUGGAAGCUGGAGUAGCCGGAAACAACUUAACCGACAUUCCUGGAACGCACCCACCAACUUUUUUCUCUCACUACAACUGGGCUUUCAACAGUACUCCACAAACAACAGCUUUUCAAGGGUACACCAACAACGUGUUGUUUUACCCGCGCGGAAAAGGCCUUGGCGGUAGUACUUUAAUCAACGGUUUAAUUUAUUCCCGAGGACACGAAAGCGAUUACGAUAAAUGGGCCAAGCACGUCGGAAAUGAACGCUGGAGCUUCAAAACGGUGUUAGAGUACUUCAAAAAAUCCGAGGGAUAUGUGCACAGAGAUCCAGAAGCACCGUACGACCGGGAGUUUCACGGAACAGAAGGUCCGUUACGUGUGGAGUACCAGAUACCGAGAAGUCCACAACUGGAUGCGUUUAUGGCAGCUAACGAGGAACUAGGGUUAAAUGUGGCGGAUUACAAUGCUAAUAAAUUGGGAGUGUCUUCACAACAACAGUGUACGAAAAACGGAGAAAGAUUCGAUAGUGCGAAAGCGUUUCUUCGACCGGUACGACAUAGAAAGAAUCUGAGAAUUCUAACACAGAGUUACGUUACGAAAAUUGUGAUCAAUAAGACGGUUGCGACGGGGGUUGAAUUUAGCCACAAAGGGAAAAAUUAUUUUGUAAAAGCGACGAAAGAAGUGAUUUUGUGUGCUGGGGUUUUUGGUACUGCGCAGAUUUUGAUGUUGUCUGGCAUAGGACCCGAGAAACAUUUAACACAAUUAAAGAUUAAAGUUAUAGCAAAUCGAGAAGUUGGUAGUACCCUUGGAGACCACCAAAGUUUUUAUGGAAUCGUUGUAAGUUCUAACUACACAGCCCCGAUUAAACCAAUGAAGGACUAUAUCAGAGAAUACUUGAAGGGUGUAGGUCCUUGGACAAGUGUCGAUUCCACUCAAGGCGUUGGAAUGUACGCAUUAGGCACAAAUUACACAGGAAUUCCCGACAUCGAAUUAAUGUUCUUUCCGUCCAACACUACAAUUAUGACUUCACGAAAUUAUGGAUUUACCAAAGAGACUGACCACGAUUUAAAUAAAAACGUUGACAUUUCCAAGUCGUUUCGGAUCGCGGUAAUAAAUUUGGACAGUCGAUCUUCAGGAACGUUUAGAUUGAAAAGUAAAAACCCCUAUGAUUACCCUUUAAUAAACUCAAAUUUUUUGUCAGAUGAUAAGAACGAAGAUAUCAAUAUUAUGUACAAAGGGAUUCAGCUGGUGCUGCGACUUCUUCAAACCAAAGCUCUCAAAGCUAUAAAUGCCAAGUUACUGGGGGGGCCUUUAACGGCCUGUGGCCAGCACGAGUACUUAUCUAAAAAGUAUUGGUACUGCGCUUUAAGACAGGUGACUGGGAAUAUUUUUCAUCCAAUGGGGACUUGUCCCAUGGGAAUGAGCACAGAACAAGGAGCCGUUGUUGAUUCCGAAUUGAGAGUUUUCGGUUUUAAGAAUUUGAGAGUUGCAGAUGCGAGUGUGUUUCCUUUCACCCCUAGAGGCCAUCCCGUUGCGCCGAUUACCAUGAUCGGAGAACAGUUAGGGGAUUUGGUUAAAGAAACUUAUAAAACAAAAUAAAUGUACAAUUUAGUUGAUUUAA